Messenger RNA from Triticum aestivum (bread wheat), 1756 nucleotides. RefSeq lists its product as uncharacterized. Bases 95 to 1453 code for a protein of 452 amino acids. Gene Ontology annotation, molecular function: protein binding. Lineage: Eukaryota; Viridiplantae; Streptophyta; Magnoliopsida; Poales; Poaceae. The transcript has 3 exons. The record is from RefSeq and is a predicted model, not a curated record.
AGCGAGCUCGUGAGAGAUCUCUCCUUCCUUCCGCCGCAGCACCUCAAACUUUUCCCCACCCGAUCGAAACCCUCGCCGCCUCCACCCACCCACCAUGUCGCCGCCGGCACCGGCGCUGCUGGACGAGCUCCUCGAGGAGAUCUUCCUCCGCCUUCCGCCGGACGAGCCAGAGCACCUCGUGCGCGCCUCCCUCUCCAGCAAGCGCUGGCUCGGCCUCCUCUCCGGCGCUCGAUUCCGCGGCCGCUACCGUGAGCUGCAUGGAGCUCCCCCCAUGCUGGGCUUCCUUUAUUUCUUCCACUCCAACUCCCGCCCGGAGACGGAAGAUAACAUCCCACACUUUCUCCCCACCACCAAAUUUCGUGCGUGCAUCCCCGACGACGACUGGUUGGGCUACAGUGCGUUGGACUGCCGUCAUGGCCGCGUUCUCAUUGGCGAAGUGGCCUAUACACCAAUGACGCUCGUCGUUUGGGACCCCAUGACGGGCUGCCGGAGGGAGCUGGAGGCGCCCCCCCUGGUAGACAACACCUAUGGGGCCGCGGUGGUCUGCGCCGUGGCCGGCUGUGACCACCACACUUGUCACGCAGGCCCCUUCCAGGUCGUCUUUGUCGGCCUGGACCAUUGUCAUGAAGAUGAGUGUGUUGCACGGGCGUGCGUGUCCUUGCCGGUGACGAGUAACCACAGCAAGCCGGGCCUUCAAUCUCCUUUUGAUAAGUGGAGCAAGCCGUGCUCUGCUCUUCAUCUUGACUCCGAUUUGUACAUCUACGAAGCGCCCCCUGUCUUCGUCCAAGACGCACUUCAUUUCAAGCUUUGUAACUGUGCCGAACAUCGCGUAGUAGGAAUUCUCAAGUACGACAUGAGCACUAAUAGCUUAUCACUGAUUGAUAUGCCCCUUGCGUGGUCUGUCAAUGCCAAUGCUUCUAUCCUCAUGGCGAUGGAGGAUGACAGUUUGGGGUUUGCACAUGUCUACGGCUUAAUCCUCAAUCUGUGGUCAAGGCACAUGGGUUCUGACGGAGUUGCGUCAUGGACUCAGCGUACAGUCAUCAAUAUCAAGGACAUUCUUCCCAUUCGAAAUCCAAAUAAAGGACUUAGGCUGAUUGGAUCUGUGGAAGGCACCGAUAUCAUUUUCGUGACCACGGAUCUUGGCAUCUACAAGAUUAAUCUCAAGUCACUACAGUGGAAGAGGGAAUGGGAGAGAAAAAAGUUUCGAGCUUUCAUCCCGUACAUGAGUUUCCACAAUCCACAAGGUUUGCGGAAUGGUGGCGAUAAGAAGAAUCUGCUGGAGGGAUCGUCAGCGGAGAUGCGAGCUCAUGAUGCAGCGUCUGUGGCGCCGAUUGGUCAGCUGCCGAGAAUUACUCAGGCUGGGGAAGAUGAUCUUGAAUCUGAAUCGUACGAAGAUCCUGAAUCUGAAUCUGAAUCUGAAGAAGAUCUUGAAUCUGAAUCGGAAGAAGACUGAGAUGUUUUUACAAUCCACAAGAAAGGGUGACCCCCAGUGAUGCAGCGAAUUAUGAGUGUGUGGUUGAAUAUGUACAAAGCUACAUUCAUCAACAAGAUAGGUGACAAACUUGGACACAACAGGGGUCUUGUGAUGAAUUAUGUCAUUAUUCAAUACUCCUUUUUGGUGCAGUGGUGCUUGCUUGUUUUCUGAUGUUGUUUUUGUCAGUUAGCUUGAUAAUCUCCUGUGUUAAUGGCGGGGUGAAUUGAUUAUCUUUGUAAUGAACCUCUAAUUUUAUGUGCGCUGUUGUAGAAUUUGCUUGAA